Dicentrarchus labrax (European seabass) is the source of this 4211-nucleotide messenger RNA. RefSeq lists its product as uncharacterized. The record is from RefSeq and is a predicted model, not a curated record. NCBI's taxonomy places the organism in Eukaryota, Metazoa, Chordata, Actinopteri, Moronidae. The coding region runs from base 281 to 1150 and encodes 289 amino acids. The transcript is spliced from 3 exons.
AUUAUUUCUUACAAUAACCACUUAUUGUAAUGCAUAUUAAUACAGUAAAACAUAUAUUAUGGUUUGACAGAUUUACUUUAAAAGAGCAUCAGUAUAAGAAAGAGAAGAUAUAGUCCCAUAUUUCCAGCUCCUGAGUGAGUGAUCCCCAAUAAGCUAUCUUUGACACCGUCUUCUUCCGGCGCAGACAUGUGACGUAGCCCCACAGGGCGCAAAUAUACAAGGGAGGUGUUUUAUAGUAAGUGGAGCCGCUCAGGAGACACAAUCGUCCACAAAGGAGAAGAUGCACAACUGGCAGGAGAACGAAAUCAAAGAACUGCUGACCAUCCGGGGGUCGGAGGCGAUCCGGAACCAGAUCACGGGCACGGUGAAGGACUCUGUAGUUUACAACAGGAUGACCAAACUGCUGGCGGAGAGGGGGGUGUACAGGUCGCACAUGCAGGUGAUCAGCAAACUGAAGGCGCUCAGGAAGCAGUACGCCAAGUACCACCAGCAGAAGACCCGCUGCGGGAGCGACCGCGUCGACUGGCCGUUUUACGACCAGUGUCAUCGGGUUUUCGGGAACGCUCCCGUGGGGAACCCGGGGAAACGACACCGGAGUCCCACGCCCCCACCCGCACCCUCACUCUCACUCUCACUCUCACCUCCACACCUCCCUCCUCCUCCUCAUCCUCCUCCGGAGCCGCCUGGCCUCAGUGAGGAGCACCAGGAGGUUGUAGUCGGCCUCUGGGACGAUGUGGACGACCGGGAGAUCAACAAGCACCUGGGUCCGGUGGAGGUGGAGGACGACGAGGAGCAGUUAGAGCCCAUCAGCGCCAACUAUCAAACUGACCGACAGUGGAGCAGACGCAGAGGCCAGUCAGCUUACACAAUCCCCUCGAAGAAGAGGAAAACGACGGUGAUGGAGCAAGUCUCCACGUUGGUGUCGGCGACCGUCGCACAGCUCAGAGAGAUGGACGCGUCCAUGCAGGCGCAGGAGGACGCCCGGCUACAGAGGUUGAUGGACCACGAGAAGGAAAUGCAGAACAAUCUAAUGAAUCAGCUGGAAGCCAUGCAUGAAAGGAUCAGCCGGGAAAACCACGAGAGACACCUGGAACUCGUGGACAGGAUACUCUCUAGGUUCCCUUCACCUUCAGAACCUUCAUGUCCCUGACUGACUCUUCCCGUGGGAGUGAAGGCGGCGUACGACCGGGUUAUUCAGGUGAAGGGAACGCUUCUGUCUCUCUCCUCCAAAAGCUGACGAGUGCCUAAGCCCACAUUCCUUCUGUUUUCGCUGGAUUUUUUCAACAGUAUAAGGAAAGAUAAGUCACUGAGAUCACCUCACCUUUAACCUCGACUCUGCUCACUCGUAGCUGAUACAAAUCCAGGUUCACACAGCAGGCCUUCGUGCUCUGUUCUGAGUCACUGCUCACGUGACACUGUCUCAUCCUUUGUUUUGUUGUUUCAGUUAACCCUGGAACAAUCCUGUUGUGAACUACCAGUGGUGCUGAAAAGACGCACAAGGGCAAAGGAACGAUAACAACACACUAACUUGAAAGGAACAAUGCCGCUGCUCCCUAAUAGCCAACUACAGCACCAUCAUACCACUUCUAUAAAUAAUAUAGAGUUAAAUGCAUAUUGUAAUAAGCUGCCAGGACUCAGUACUUACAAGAUAAAACAUUCAUAAAACAUUCAUAACUAUAAACUUCAAAUGAUGAAGUACAUUUAAAAUUGGCUGGGUUUACACUAUAUCCAUAUGUAUAAUUGUGUUUCUCAAACUUUUUACACCUCCAUGUACCACCGUUAUGAUACAGAAGGGCAGGCCAACCCUGUUCAGAGAGUUCACACAGGAGGCACGUUUAUUCUUAAUAAGAAGAUUAUUUAUUGUUGACUGACAGCCACGCUGUACAAGUAGAACGGACACUUUAACGCUUACACACGGUGGAUGUAUGCACGCACUACGUGCAUGAACAUGACUACAUAGCAGGCUGAUAUUGUAACCAAAAUAUUGCGGGAAAGGCAACAUUUGUUUAAAAAACCAUUUCAGCAAUCUCAUAUUUUUAGUAUUUUCAUCCCAAAUUUUGUAGUAUUUUGAGUCAGUGUUAUGUUUUUAAAUUAAAUGUCUUUUUUUCAAAUGUAUAUUUCAGAGAUUGUUGAACCGGUAGAGGCAGCUCGCGUACCACCAGUGGUAUGAUUAGUUUGAGAACCAGUGGUGUAGAGCAUGUCAAAACAAAACCAAUCAUAUAAAGACAUUAUUAUAUACUGUAUAUGUGACUCUACUGACUCAAAACAUGCUUUUAAAAUCUCUGAAUGUGUGAAUCAGAGCAGAUCUGUGUCAUGUGAGCCUGAAAAUGAGAAUUUGGAAACUUAACACCUGCAGUGUGAAUGUAGAAAGAAAUGAGUCCCCAUAAAAAUGUAAUGUGGCAUUUGUCGGAUGGAUGGAUGGAUGUACUGUACCUCUUCUGCCACCUCACCUGAGCAUGACGGUGCAAACAGUGAACAGGACUCCUCAACAAAAGCGAAACCAAUCACACCGGCUGCUGCAGCCUUUUGUUGUAGUAAACUAUUUACUAAGCAUUUGCUUUCAGUAGGUAUCAUUAGGCUGUAAGAGCUGUUCUAAAGUGUGACUUCACCUAAUAAUAACUGGACUCAGUGGGUGUAACAUUGUUGACAUGUGGCAUUUAGAGAGAGCGUUGCUGUGUCAAACAUUGAUGUAAAUGUCAUGUUUCAGCUGUGUCACCCAGAGGGGAAGGAAACCAGAGUAAGCUAUAUACAGUAUACCACUGAAACGCUGUAGUAGAAGAUUUGUAGCACAGGUCACAUAUAAUGUACGGUGAUGGAUAUUGUAUGAAAAAUAUACACAGUAACUGAUGUGUAUUCUGAGAUUUAUUAGAAAUAUCCAUUUAAAUGCAAUUUAAAUACAGAAAAAAACAUAAAACAUAGUGGUGCACUUUACAAACAGUAGUCUAUCAGUCGGCACUCGAGUCGCUGUUCUGGGUGUCAUUCUUGGCUGACACGAAAUUCCCGGUUGCGUUUACUGUUGUCAGCAAUCCGGGAGAAAACGUGUCAUUGAGGAAAAACACCUUGUGCAUCAGGCAGUGACGUCAGACAACUGAACUUCACGCGUUACACUCCAGUAUGUCCUGUUCACGGCAACACAGCAUUCAACACUGGCCUUACUGGUUAGUUUCACUUUCUUUAGCGAUUUGAGAGAAACAAAAGUAAAGUAUCUGAACUUGAAAUAGUGAAUCAGACCUUUGGUUUUAUACUCGUGGCUCAGUCAGCUGGAAUGUGUGUUUUUACUGUAUAUACUUUUAUACUGUUACCAGUGUUUUACUGUUUUAAAUUUAUGGAACAAUAAAGUUUUCAAUAGAAGAACAGAAGCUGACUUUUAAAAAUGUCAUCUGCCGUUGAAAAGUGAGAAUUUGAUGAAUGAUGUGUGGCAGGAAGGAGGAAGCUCCAUAUCAGCCCGUCCGCUCAUGAUGUCCUGUGCAUUGUGGGAUGGAAACGGACCCCAUAACCAGCUGGAGCUCAGAAUCACAGCUGCAUUAUGGGUUCCGUUACAAUCCCACCCACCAAAACGAGCUUCAGAUCCGGGCUCAGUCUGGUCAGGUAAACACUGCUAAGAAGAAAAAGAAAUGGUUACUAAAAGGGAAGAAAAUGUGAAUGAGUGUGACUAUCGAUCAAAAUGUUACGGUUUGAUCUGCAAGAAUUUGAAAAGGUACAAUCAGCUCUUAGUCGCAGCUAGUCAAAGUAACGAGUAGCAUGCUUUUGAAAAAGUGUGAAAGGAUAUCUAUCUUUGGUGACUUACCAUAAACCAGUGAAAACAAAUCUCCCUUUUCUUCCUUUCAGAGAAGUCUAACUACCUGCUACAUGAUUUCAACAAAUUGUAUAUCAGCGUUGUUUCCAAUGUGAGACGGAAUGAGCAGCAAACAGUUGAGUUAAAUAAUUCAGUGCAGUAAUAACACGUAUUAUCGACUCAUUCGAUUAGCUCAACCAAUCAGUGCAGCUCUGUAAGCUGUGGUUGUAACUACAUUCACAUCAAUGGAAACCCUUUUUCCUUGAGUUGUAUAUAAAGCUCAGCUCAUAAAUCAAAGGACAAAACACAUUUAACUGACAAAUGACUGGAACACUUUGGAUGCCCUUUUCUUUUGUUCGUUCUUGGUUUAGCUUAGAAAUGAUUUCUGUUAUUUUUCAGCUCUUUUAUUGAACAAUAAAGCCUAAUUUUUACAGCA